Messenger RNA from Pogona vitticeps (central bearded dragon), 1758 nucleotides. NCBI's taxonomy places the organism in Eukaryota, Metazoa, Chordata, Lepidosauria, Squamata, Agamidae. The record is from RefSeq and is a predicted model, not a curated record.
CCGGGGGGAUCGCCGGGGUCCUUUGCUGGAAGGGGGGGAGAGAACACCAAAUAGACCCGGCGCCUGUUUUCCGCCCUCUCCCCUUCCACACACCACCGGGAUCGACCCUCCAGUAGACCGGGGAAACGGAGGGCAACUACUCCUUCCUGGACUCGCUGUUAAGGAGAGCCGGCCAGGGAAAGGGGGAAAGUCUCCCUUCCUCCCCCCUCCCCGCCGGCGGACCGAAGGGAAAGAGCCAUGCAGGGAGCAAAGUUGGACGUCUGAGCCGAAACGACCCCCCUUCCUCCCCCACCCACCCCACUCCCCUCCGUUUUGUAUAACCGGGAUCCGAUCCGUGAUCACACCUGUAUACGAUUCCUGAAGGGGAUGGAUGUAUCUUAAUCUGGUGCUUCAGCUGUGAACCUGUCACCUUGGGUGGCCAUGCUAAGAAGUCCAGGCUCAUAACGGAAGGCUAGCCUCCUGACGGCAUUUGAUCUGGGCUUCUUUGACACACUCAACCCUCCUCACCACGUUAAGCAACAAGGGCCUUAUGUGGAGGCGUCGGCAACUGAAAUACCAAAAAUGAAAAGGUGCUUUGAAGGUGUUGGGCUGCGAUGCUUUCUUAAGGAUGGGACCUCAGCUGCCAUGCAGCCACAGAAACAUCUUCUUAUCUUUGACUUUGAUGAGACCAUCGUCAACGAAAACAGUGAUGAUUCUAUCCUCCAAGCUGCUCCAGGAAAACAGCUCCCAGAGUCAAUACGCCAAACCUUCCGUGAAGGACAUUACAAUGAAUACAUGCAGCGGGUGCUGAAGUACAUGGGAGACCAAGGGGUGAAGAUGGCUGACUUCAAGGCCGUCUAUGAAAAGAUCCCUCUCUCCCCUGGCAUGCGUGACCUCUUCCAGUUCCUCACCAAACAGCAGGACCAUUUUGAAAUCAUCCUCAUCUCCGACGCCAAUAUGUUCGGCAUUGAAUGUGCCUUGAAAGCUGCUGGUGUGUACUCCCUUUUCCGGAAAAUCUUUAGCAACCCUUCUGGCUUUGACAAGAGAGGCUACUUCACCCUGGGCCCAUAUCACUCACACAACUGCUCACGGUGCCCAGCAAACAUGUGCAAACAGAAGAUCCUGACGGAAUACCUGGCAGAAAGAGCUCGAGACGGAGCCAGAUUUGAGUGUAUUUUCUACAUUGGAGAUGGCGCCAAUGACUUCUGCCCUUCCACGGCUCUAAAGUCCAGCGACAUGGCCUUCCCGAGGAAAGCUUACCCCAUGCAUCAGCUUAUCCUGGAAACAGAGAAGAAUCAACCUGGGGCCUACCAGGCCACAGUAGUUCCGUGGGACUCAGCUCUAGAAGUUUCCUGCUACCUCCAAGAGGUUCUCAAGAGAAAAUGAUAAGGAUGAAGGAUUUGGUGGAAGAAGCAGCUGCUCUUUAUCCACCCCAAUGAGCAACUUGGAAAGCUCUGAAUGAACAGCAUCACACCUCACUUGUGCCUGGCUUAAACUCUGGGGCCUCCGCCUCCUCUUCUAGCUCAAACUUUGUCUCCAGAUCUUCCCUUCCUUUGAUCUUGAGGCAAAGGCUUUCUAUGCAGUUAGGAAAUCCAUUCAAGGAAGGGUGGGUGGAUGUUUGGCCAAUUAAUCUCCCUCCCCCCUUUGCCGUUUUACAAAGUCUACUUUUGCAUACUCUAGAUCAGGGGUCUCCAACCCCUGCUCUGUGGCGAGCGAAGCUCUGUCUCCUGUCAGAGCACUCCUAUUAGGUUCUAAUGCCACUGAUUAUCUGACAGGAGG